AGCUCUCUCACGUGACUCUUCCAACAGCGAUUCCUCCAGAGUAGCUCGCUCGCGUCGUGGCUUGCGCUGAAAGAUGGCCGCGGUGGAGCAGCGCCCGCCCGUGCGGGAGGGAAUGCGGAUCGCGGUGCUGUGCCUGUUCUGGUACACCGUCAGCUCGGGUGGCAACGUGAUUAAUAAAAUCAUCCUCAACGGCUUCCCCUAUCCGGUCACGGUCUCUCUUUUCCAUAUCCUUUCUAUCAUCGUGUUUCUCCCGCCGCUGCUACGAGCCUGGGGCGUCCCGCGAGUGGAGGUACCGGCCCGCUACUACCGCUGGUACAUUCUGCCGCUCGCCUUCGGGAAAUACUUCGCCUCCGUCUCGGCCCAUUUCAGCAUAUGGAAGGUUCCGGUGUCGUACGCGCACACCGUGAAGGCCACCAUGCCCAUCUGGGUGGUUCUGCUGUCACGGAUUAUCAUGAAAGAGAAGCAAACCACAAAGGUUUAUGUGUCUCUGAUCCCCAUCAUUGGAGGUGUCCUGUUGGCCACUGUCACUGAAUUGUCCUUUGACGUCUCUGGAUUGAUCAGCGCUCUGGCAGCGACGCUCUGCUUCUCUUUACAGAACAUAUUCUCCAAAAAGGUCUUGCGUGACACAAGGAUUCACCACCUCCAUUUACUGAACAUCCUGGGCUUCAAUGCACUUUUGUAUAUGCUGCCUACAUGGAUUUUAGUGGACCUCUCCUCCUUCCUGAUGGAUGGAGACCUGAUGGAGGUUUCCAACUGGACGGGAACAAUUGUGCUGCUCCUCAUCAGUGGUGUCUGCAACUUUGCACAAAACAUGAUUGCUUUCAGCGUGCUGAACCUGGUCAGCCCACUCAGUUACGCAGUAGCCAACGCAACAAAGAGGAUCAUGGUCAUCAGCAUAUCCCUACUGAUGCUCAGGAACCCCGUCAGCACCACUAACAUCAUUGGCAUGAUGACAGCAAUACUAGGUGUCUUCCUCUAUAAUAAGGCGAAGUAUGACUCCAACCGGGAGGCCAAAAAGACACCGCUGCCAGUUUCAACACAGGAUAUGGUGUCAUUCGACAAGCCCCAGUCCAACGGCACCGGGCCCUUCACACACAGCUCAGACUUUCAGUACGGUCGGAGCACAGUACUCACCGACCACUUUCAGUACAGCCGACAGGCCUACACAACGAAUUACAGCUCCAAUCAGUAUGUUGUGUGAGUGGAGCACUUCGGAGGACUCUAUAGACUGUUCCCAGACUCCCGUGCUUCAGAGGAUGCAUCUUUCAUACGAACAAGGAAGUGUCGAAUUGACUGGAAAAGGAAUGUUUACUCACAGAAUCCUACUGCUUUUUCUUUUUUCUUUUUUUUUUUUCCCCCACAGGCCUGUUAUUUAUUUCAUUACAAACCUUAUGUUGUGUUUUCACAUUUAUUUUAUGAGGAAAUUCUCGGUGGUAUGUGUAGGCUAUAGGAAGGUGCUGGGAACUUUUUUGAUUAUUUUUGCACAGCAUGCAUUUUAAUGCAUUUCAGAAUGUAGCGUCUUCAUCGCCAUCAUGCUACUGCGAGUGAGGGACAGACAGACAAGCAGUCAUAUAACAUACACUGGGUCACUGCAUAUACAACUGCAUCAGGGUAUUAGUCAAUGUUCUUAUUUUGCUUUUUAUUUGUAAAUAUUUUAUUUAUUUUUAUAGAGGAAGGUGCAUUGGUUGACCAUAUCAUGGACUGAAAACACCCCUUUGAAUUUUUGAAUGUUUUCUGAGAGAAUCACUUUUUUCCCUCCUGAGGUGUUUAAAUCAGACAGAGGUCACUGUACAAGAUCACUUGAAUCAUGGUAUACAUUCAUAUGCAUGAUUAUUAUUAUUUUAUGUAUCUUUACUUUUUGUACUGAAGGGGACUUGUCAGAUACAAUGGCCAUAACUUAUAGGUCAGUUUAAUUAAUAUUGGAUGAGAAGGUUCGUAGAACACUUUAUUUAUUUUUUCUUUUUUUCUUUCUGGAAGUUGACAUUCUUUACAGUUAAAUUUGUUUAAAUUCCUCAAACUGCAGUCUAAUAAAAAGUCUGAGGACAGUGUUUAACUCCAAUAUUCCUUUCGAUCAUGACAGCUGGAGGACUUUCAAGCCCUGUAAAACCUCAAUCUGUGGACAAACUUUUAUGGUAAAUUUGGUAAAAAUGUGUUAAACAAAGGUGAAGUACUCUCAGCUCUAUUAGUAGCUGAAAGCAUUAAUAAACUAGCCAGAAUAUUUCAUGAAAAGGUGGGUUAUUUCAUAACUUUUUGAUUUGGAGACUUCUUAUGGGCCUGCUUUUUGGUUAUAACUGAACCAUUAUCGUCUUUGUUCCUAAAGUUAUACCAGUUUUAGCUAAAUGUGUGAGGUGGUAUUUUAGUUUAAUAUUUGUAAGCUAGAUGUUUUUUCUCUCUCUCUUCCUCCAUUUCUAUGUCGUGUCUUGCUGCUGGAAAGUUAGACACAUUUUUGGCAAAAAGCAUGCACAUUCUUGCAUAACUGCAAAGAGAAAAGAACUUGGAGAGUUCUUUUUAAAAUAUAUAUAUUUUAAGUGUUAUGGAUUUUAAAAGGCAUCAUGACUUUUUUUGUCGUGACUUUUGAAAGACAAGGUUCACGUGACAUUCUGUCUUUAUGUCUCUUUAUAUAUUGUGAAUUUAGAGGAUCAGUUCAGGCAGAUGAAGUGGUUCAUUAAUUGAUACUGUAACUUCAGCUGCCAAAAAAAUGAAAGGCUGUGGCUGUGGUCUCUUCCCUCUGUCUGUUUUUUUUUAUUGAUUCACACCUUUUGCUCUUUCAUUGUGAAAUCACUAGAGGUGUGCAAAUUUCUUCUCAGUGCCGAUUUUCUUUUCGUUUCCCCAAUUCUUAGAGUUUUUAGGUGAUUGGUUGUAAAUGUACAAGAAAUACUGGGGCUGACACAACAUAGUUCUUAAGAUGUGAGUUAGCACUGGAUUCUCAAUGUCUCAAACUGAGUCUUGGAAAACAUAACUUUUUGAUUUUUGUGUUGUAUUACACAGUAAAUAAUUGUAAACUGAGCCUAAACCUUGGAAAUAUUCAGCUCAACAGAACCAAUAUUACAGUGUCUUUACUUUCCCAUUCAGAAUAUAAUGCACUACUGUAGUAUUUGAUGCGUUUUCAGUCCGCUUCAGAAUAUUUAAGCUCUUAGACCUUUUUCCCUGGGAGACUCAUAUGUGUCUCUAUAAUCUGACAGUCAUGUUGAGUCCAGUUUAGUUUCGGUUUGUUUUUUCUAUGGUGUGGAAAUGCAUUGUCACACUUUCCGUGUUAAGAUAGUUUCACCUUCAGCCAGUGUUUUAUAUGAUUUGAUUUUAAGAUGCCUUGGUACAGUUAAUGUUGCAUUUUUUUUUUUCUUGUCAACUUAAAGGUUAUAAGAUGACUUAUUUUUAAAUGUGAAAAUAAAAAAAGAUGAAUUGAUAAA
Molecule: messenger RNA, 3407 nt
Organism: Ctenopharyngodon idella (grass carp)
Lineage: Eukaryota; Metazoa; Chordata; Actinopteri; Cypriniformes; Xenocyprididae
Product: solute carrier family 35 member E1-like
Exons: 6
Coding region: 74-1201 (375 amino acids)
Cellular component (GO): Golgi apparatus
Molecular function (GO): antiporter activity
Source: RefSeq, a predicted model, not a curated record